This is a messenger RNA of Blepharisma stoltei, 2766 nucleotides long. The record is from the annotation of a GenBank genome assembly. Lineage: Eukaryota; Ciliophora; Heterotrichea; Heterotrichida; Blepharismidae.
AUGGCUGAGAACAAGUACGGAACAAUCUAUAAGGUAGCAGGACCUCUAGUCGUCGCCCAGAGCAUGGCAGGUGCUAAGAUGUUUGAAUUGGUGCGAGUUGGUUGGGAUAAGCUGGUCGGCGAAAUUAUCAAGCUCGAAGCAGAUACUGCAAGUAUUCAAUGCUAUGAAGACACAUCUGGCCUCACUGUAGGUGACCCAGUUCUUAGAACAGGCUCACCUCUCAGUGUCACACUUGGCCCUGGCAUUAUGGAAACUAUCUAUGACGGUAUUCAGAGACCAUUGAAAGAUAUCGCUAUCAACAGCAACCACAGUGCCUUUAUUCCUAGAGGAGUUGACGUCCCAGCCUUAGAUGGAAACAAGCUAUGGGAAUUCGAACCAAAAAACAUCAGAGAAGGGUCUUUAAUCAGUGGUGGCGAUAUAUUUGGUAUGGUCUUUGAAAACGGACUUUUCGAUAACCACAGACUGCUUAUUCCUCCAAGAGCUCAAGGCAGAGUCACUUUUAUUGCUCCACCAGGCCAAUACAAUAUCAACGAAAAGGUCAUUGAGCUUGAAUUCAAUGGUGAACGCAAAUCUUACUCUAUGUGCCACCAAUGGCCUGUCAGAAUGCCAAGACCAGUCGUAGAAAAGCUCCAAGGAAACGUCCCACUUCUUACUGGCCAGCGUGUCCUAGAUGCCUUAUUCCCAUCUUGCAGAGGUGGAACAUGCGCCAUUCCUGGUGCCUUUGGUUGUGGAAAAACUUGUAUUUCUCAAGCACUGUCAAAAUAUUCUAAUUCAGAUUGCAUUAUUUACGUCGGAUGUGGAGAAAGAGGGAAUGAAAUGGCUGAGGUCCUCACUGAUUUCCCUGAACUGACAACAAUUUUCAAAGGGAGAGAAGAAAGUAUUAUGAAGAGAACUUGCUUGGUGGCCAAUACUUCAAAUAUGCCAGUCGCUGCUAGAGAAGCAUCUAUUUAUACUGGGAUUACUUUGGCUGAAUAUUUCAGAGAUAUGGGCUGCAAUGUCAGUAUGAUGGCUGACUCUACUUCAAGGUGGGCAGAAGCACUGAGAGAAAUUUCAGGUAGAUUGGCUGAAAUGCCUGCAGAUGCAGGUUAUCCAGCUUAUUUAGGAGCUAAACUAGCACAGUUCUACGAAAGAGCAGGCAGAGUUACUUGCUUAGGAAGCCCUGCAAGAGAAGGAUCAGUCUCUAUUGUAGGAGCAGUCAGUCCUCCUGGUGGUGAUUUCACUGAUCCAGUCACAACUGCAACUCUGAACAUUGUCCAGGUCUUCUGGGGUCUUGAUAAAAAACUUGCCCAAAGAAAGCAUUUCCCUAGUGUCAACUGGUCUAUUUCUUUCAGUAACUACGAAAGACAGCUUGAAUCUUACUUUGACAAAUUCGACUCUGAAUUUUCUAUGCUAAGAACCAAAUUCAAAGAAAUUCUCCAGGAAGAAGAAGAUUUGCAAGAAAUCGUUCAGCUGGUCGGCAAAGACUCUCUAUCUGAAGACCAAAAAACUACCUUAAUCCCAUUCGUGAGUGAAUAAGUAAUAAUUAGCAUAAUGAAAUCUCUAGCCAAUUCUGUUGAAUUUUAAACAGAUUGCAUUUGAAAGCAUAAUUCUUACUCCCCCCCCCCUCCGUGAGCGAACAAAAAAAUUUUGUUCGCUCACGGAGGGGGGUUAAUAAUUUUUUUUUUUAAAAAAAAAUUUAUAUAUAAAUUUUAUAAAAAAAUAUUUUUUUCGAAAUUUAAAAAAAUCCUAAUUUGCAAAAAUUGGGAAGCAAAUAUUAAUUUAAUUUGCAAAUUUAUGUUUUAAAACGCAAUUUGUUUAAAAUUAAACAGAAUUAGCUCUAGAUUUCAUUAUACUAAUUAUCACUUAUAUAUAUCAAAAUUUUUUUCCAUUAAAAUUUUUUCUAUUAAAAAAAUUUUUGUUUACUCACGGAGGGUGGGUUUUUUGGUCAAAAAAUGGCGAUUUUUCUAAUGGUUUUGUUCGCUCACGGAGGGGGGGGGGGAGUUACAAAUUACAUUAAUUUUUGCUCUCCAAUUUUUGCAAUUUGGGAUAUUUUAAAAUUUCGAAAUAGCAAAUAUUAAACCCUCAUAAAUGAACAAAUGUUUUUUAUUUUCUCACGGAGGAAUUAGAAAUUGCCAAAGUAAUCAGAGAAGAUUUCCUACAACAAAACGCAUACUCCAAGAUGGACUAUACCUCACCUUUAAAUAAGACCAUCGGAAUGAUGAGAGCUAUUAUUACCUUCCAUGACCUCGCCAAAAAGGUUAUUAGAGAAAGUCCACAAGAAAACAAAAUUUCAUGGGCUGUCAUUGAAGUCCAGCUCAAGAACCAAUUAGUUAAGAUUUCCAAGAUGAAAGACUCUGUAGAUCCUAAAGAUGCUGAAGAAAACGUCCAAAGAUUCUUUAUUUCAUUAAUUGACGAUAUUUCGAUAAAUAAAUGGCAUUUGGUCCGAGAGAAAUUAGCUCUACAAUUUUUUUCUCCUCUUAGAAUUUAUUUAUGGGUUUGACUUUCCUGCAUAGCAAACAGAGUAUAAAUUUAGUCACAUAGGGCUAGAGGAACUGUUCCAAAGAUAAUUUAAGGCUCAAGGGUUCCACUCAGCACGCCUGAUGAAAGUAACCAUUGGUAGAAUACUUGCAAGAGUAAAGUCAGGAUGGCCCGUGGCGUCGCUAGUUAUCAAUUCAAGUCCCUGUUUAUAAGGGAGGGUGUGCUAGACACCUUAGACGCUUAAUUGAUCUAUAAUUGAUUGACGACAUUUCGUCUGGCUUCAGAACAUUAGAAGACGCAUACGCCUAA